UCGGCUGCCGUACACUACGUCAGACGUAAAUACUGCUAAAGGUAGCUAUAGAGACAUGGCUUUUACUUUGUAUUCCCUUAUUCAAGCUGCAAUUUUGUGUGUAAAUGCUGUCGCUGUUUUGCACGAAGAACGAUUUCUGAGUAAAAUUGGCUGGGGAGUGGAUCAAAGUGUGGGAGGUUUUGGGGAUGAACCAGGCAUCAAAAUCCAGAUGAUGAACCUAAUCCGCUCUGUGAGGACAGUGAUGAGAGUGCCCUUGAUAGCAGUGAAUUCUGUCUGCAUUGUGCUCCUGCUACUGUUUGGCUGAAGAGAGUGAAGAAAGGACUUCAAGUAAAAUUGACUGAACAAGUCACUGUCAAGAAAAUGUCUCCAUGGCCUCAGGGACCCUACAGCGUCACCAAGAAACAAACAUAGGCAAUGUUAGCAGCUAAACUUCAGCGGACAUGUUUUGUCAACUCUUGUUCAUAGCACAGCCCUGUUAUCAAAAACAAGUGCCUAUGGUUGUUUUGUUCAGUCACAGAUUUUGAACUUUUUAACUGUAAAAUAAACUCAUUGAUGGCAUUCCCAUUUACUGUUUGAUUCAGA
Molecule: messenger RNA, 582 nt
Organism: Lampris incognitus (smalleye Pacific opah)
Lineage: Eukaryota; Metazoa; Chordata; Actinopteri; Lampriformes; Lampridae
Product: immediate early response 3-interacting protein 1
Exons: 3
Coding region: 56-304 (82 amino acids)
Biological process (GO): endoplasmic reticulum to Golgi vesicle-mediated transport
Cellular component (GO): COPII-coated ER to Golgi transport vesicle; endoplasmic reticulum membrane; Golgi membrane
Source: RefSeq, a predicted model, not a curated record